AUGUUGUGGAUAUUAUUGGUAUCGCCGGCGGCGCUGUCGCUGCUGCCCAUGCUGCUCAAUUAUCGCGGAGUUGUGGCAAAUGUCACGGUAAUGGAUGACAUUAGGAACGCCUUCAGGGGCGUCACCAACGACACCGAGCUGCUGGACCACAUUAUACCGGAAAUGUACGGUUCAAGUAUGCGCAGCGCGAAUCCCACCUUUGUCUUCAGAAUGCCCACUCGUGGCAGCGGUGAUGGCUACGAACUGCUCACCAUGCAGCGUUCGGAUUUUGCGGAGCCAAUCUUUCCCAAUAUCACCGAAGUAUCAGCCACGACCAGCACGGCUCCCUUGACAGCUGAGCCGCCGGAAACGAAUGUGAAGACCAGCCUGGUGACCUCGCCCCACGCCGAAUGGCAGCAAAUGGGCCUGGAAGGAUGGUCGGGCGAACUGAAGCCUCCGCUUCCCUGGCUGGAGCAGAGCCACAAGGACACUCAUCCAGCGAUUAGCUGGCAGAAUACAUAUCCGCGCGAUGAGAUACUCCUGGAUCUGAAGAACAAGCACUUCGAUGGCCGCGUGACCGACAUACGGGUCAUAGCUGCCACAAGUGGUAGGCCUGCAGAGAUGGAGGAUCUGAUGAACGGACAGAACGUGUAUAUUGCGCGGGUGAACGAUCCCUUUGGCUACUCCAUGAAGUGGACGUUUAACAAUGCCAGCAGCCAGAAGCCGGGUCCAGACCCAGAGCCUUUGGAAGAGCAAAAAAUGGGCGCGGAUCGCGGCAAACGGGAUGUGGCCAAGCUGUACUCCAUGAUCAAGUGCUCGACGGGCUGCGAUCCGCUGAUAUACAAGGGAUACGGCUGCUACUGUGGCUUCGGUGGCCAUGGGGUGCCCGCCGAUGGCAUCGAUCGAUGCUGUCGCCUCCACGACAAGUGCUACGGCCAGAGCAACUGCAUCUCCUACUUGGAGUACUUUGUCCCGUACGUGUGGAAGUGCUAUCGGGGCAAGCCCCUUUGUGCCGUCGAUCACGGCGAGUGGGGGGGUCCCGACUCCUGUGCGGCCCGUCUCUGCCAGUGCGAUCUGCGGCUCUCGCGAUGCCUCAAGAAGUACUACUGUCCCAAGCGAAGGUCCAUUUGCCACUCAUCCCGAUCGCGACGCUUGCAAAAUUUAAUAUUCUUCGAUUAG
This is a messenger RNA of Drosophila persimilis, 1158 nucleotides long. RefSeq lists its product as uncharacterized. The record is from RefSeq and is a predicted model, not a curated record. Gene Ontology annotation, molecular function: A2-type glycerophospholipase activity; calcium ion binding. Bases 1 to 1158 code for a protein of 385 amino acids. The transcript has 2 exons. Gene Ontology annotation, biological process: arachidonate secretion; phospholipid metabolic process; lipid catabolic process. NCBI's taxonomy places the organism in Eukaryota, Metazoa, Arthropoda, Insecta, Diptera, Drosophilidae.